This is a messenger RNA of Staurois parvus, 467 nucleotides long. NCBI's taxonomy places the organism in Eukaryota, Metazoa, Chordata, Amphibia, Anura, Ranidae. The record is from the annotation of a GenBank genome assembly.
CGGAAUGUACACAGACAAGAGCAGUCAGGGCUGGUGAGGUGGAGUGGUCAGGCAGGCCGGGUCAGGAACCAUCGGGCAGACAAGACACAAAGGAGCAGGCAGAGCAUAGUCAAACGGGCCGGUUCAGGAACAAUCAGGCAGACAAGGUACCAAAGGAGCAGCUGGAGAGUGGUCAGGAAUAGCCGAGGUCAGGACAGGCGGAGUUCGUUCAGAGUCAGGAUCAAGCAGUGUCAGGAUCAGGCAGGAAGCAGACAGGAUGCAGGUACAGGGGCUCAUGGGAAACAUACACCAAGGCCCUGACUGCAGGUCUGGCCAUUCCUUAAAUACACCUCCUGCAAUCAGCCUCAGGUGAUGGCUGAUUGCAGGAGUGAGCCUCUGGUUGCUGAGAGCACCCGCUGGCCAGCCCUGGUACUGCAGCCCACACGGCAGAUGAGUCCCACCACUAAUGGUGAGUCCAUUCCUGACAC